Molecule: messenger RNA, 1475 nt
Organism: Penaeus indicus
Lineage: Eukaryota; Metazoa; Arthropoda; Malacostraca; Decapoda; Penaeidae
Exons: 2
Coding region: 223-1143 (306 amino acids)
Biological process (GO): detoxification of nitrogen compound
Molecular function (GO): nitrilase activity; nitrile hydratase activity
Source: RefSeq, a predicted model, not a curated record
CAACCGUUCCUCGUCUACAAGGUCAUGCCUUCCCAGUAAUAAUAGCCAGUAGUGUUUGUCAACGACAGAGUUUCUUGAGCACCGCUGGCUACCAAAUAUCAACGAGAGAGAGAGGGGCCUUAGUGCAGAGAGCAAGGGGGAUACGUUCACCGCCUUCGCCCACAUCUACGGAAUCUCGAAUCCACAACCGACUGAUUCAGCAACUAAUCAACCCCCACAACAAUGCCAAAGACAGUCAUUGCCGCCCUGCAGAUCGGGACAAGCCCUGACGGUUCUGCAGCCACCGUUGAAAACAUUCUCAAGUAUGAACCUGAAAUCCUAGAGACUGGCUGCAAGUUGUUGGUCUUACCCGAAGCCCUACUGGGAGGAUACCCCAAAGGUUCUUCUUUCGGCACGAGGCUGGGCUUCAGGACGCCUGAGGGCAGAGACGAAUUCCUCAAGUAUUGGAAGCAGGCGGUGGACAUCCCGGGCCCCGAAGUGGACUCUCUCUGCAAGCUGGCGAGGAGAGCGAAGACCUUCAUCGUCGUGGGCGUCGUCGAACGGGGCGGCUCCACGCUGUACUGCACCGCCCUCUUCAUCUCGGACCAGGGCGAGGUCGUCGCGAAGCACCGGAAAGUGCUCCCGACGGCCAGCGAGCGGUUGAUCUGGGGCCGCGGCGACGGCUCCACUUUGCCCCUCGUCAAGACACCCGCCGGUCUCGCUGGGGCUGCCAUCUGCUGGGAGAACUACAUGCCCCUCCUGCGCUACGCCAUGUACGCCAAAGGUAUUCAGAUCUGGUGCGCGCCCACGGUGGACGAAAGGGACAUCUGGCAAACGAGCAUGAAGCAUAUAUCCUACGAAGGACGCAUGUUCCUGGUGAGCGCAUGCCAGUACCAGCCUCCCCCCACGGGAGAGAUGUGUGCAGCUUUGGGGCUGCCGGAGGGUAAGCCUAUAAUCCGAGGCGGGUCCGUCAUUUACUCGCCGAUGGGAGAGGCGUUGGCCGGCCCUGUGUACGACAGGGAGGCGCUGCUAAAAGCCGAAAUCGACCUGGACGACAUCAUUCGAGCUCGCUACGACAUGGACGUCGUUGGCCACUACGCUCGGCCUGACAUCUUCCAGCUGGUGGUGGACGAGAAGCCCAAGAACUCCAUGGACUGCCAGUAACGUCACGGAUUGCGGUCGGGGUUAAGGUGAUUCCCAUAUAAAGAAUUUUGUCCUUUUUAGCAUUAUUCUUACUAUCAUAAGUAAUAUCAGGCUAUCCGUAUUAUUUUGUUAUCAUCAUUAUUACUGCUGCUAUAAUAUUAAUCAUCAUUAUGAUUAAUAUUAUUAUCAUCAGCAGCAGCAUUAUCAACGUUGUUUUUAUUAUAGUAAUUAUUAUUCCUAUCAUCAUGAUCCUCAAGAACACCAUAAUUUUCAUCACUGUCAUCAAUAAUAGUAAUAGUAUUAGCAGUUUCGCUGUUAAAACUGCAUAUUAAAAAAAUGGUCAGUUUCACCAU